Molecule: messenger RNA, 4134 nt
Organism: Cladophialophora immunda
Lineage: Eukaryota; Fungi; Ascomycota; Eurotiomycetes; Chaetothyriales; Herpotrichiellaceae
Exons: 2
Coding region: 69-4058 (1329 amino acids)
Source: RefSeq, a predicted model, not a curated record
CUCACAACGAAUAAUGCGACUCAUCCACCCAAUCUUGUAUAUUCGAAUGUAUUGCUCUACCGGGGCCUAUGGAAUCCUCGAAGCCAUGGCUGGCCGAUUUCAUCAAGUCCAGUCUUGAUGCGUGGUUUGGCGAAGUCGAAGGAUGCCACUCAGUCGAGUAUCGAUUCCAGAAAAUUGACGAUAAACUGAAAGCAAGUUACGGUGCGCCAUGUCAAAAGACUGUGGUUCUCCUGAAGCCGCCCAAACUUGGUACAACAGAACCACGGGGGGAGAUAUCAGACGGAAUACACAAAAUAGAGGCCAUCUUCACCAAGGGCACCGCAGCUGAAAUAACAGUUUCAGGUGCCCAGCAUGGAGCACUCUUACACCUCGUCGAUCCCGUCCUCCGAGUCACUCCCCAUGUCAACCCACCGAAACCAUUGCUAGAGAUUGCAGCCUUCAAGAUUUUGGAUGAGACAGACCGGGUGGAACAAAGCUUUUCUUCAGGCUGUGCUGUCACUGAGGAUCAAGAUGUACGCGAAAGGAUGUCCAAAUAUUGGGUCGUGAAAAGGCGCAACCGUGGUCUCUCAACACCGGCAUCCUGCGGCAGUCCCGACUCUUUCAAGUCGCAGGUUGAUAUCAAUACACGGGCAAUCGAGGGGUUUGCAACCUCUGAUGGCGAUGCUGAGGAUAAUGAGCAAAAUGUCUCUCAGCAACCAUUCUGUACCCAAGUUCCAAAUUGCCUCAGUAGUUGGAGCCUGACCAUCCCGUCCGAGUCGACCUCUCGAAAAGCAAAAGACUCGGCCAUCCCUAGCAACGAGGAUCAUUUUCUGCCGUCGCCCGAUAAUAUCCAAGGACUAAGCGGCUCUGCAGACUGUUUCCGUUCAAAGCAGACACAGCAGCCUGCACCAAAAGCAGACUCUGGCACACCUACAGCGGAAAGCACUACGCCCCGUAACGAAUCGCUAUUGCUUCCAUCCACGACAAGUGGCCAGGGAUUGAGACCUGCGCCUAGGCCUCCCUCGCGCUCGGCAAACGCUAACCCAUCGCGACUUCAGGUUACUCCUGUCAUCACAACAGACAAUGACAAAAGCAGUCCCGUGGAAGUGUCUGAGCUUGGAGGCAACAUUCAAGAAUCUCCUAAAAAGUCAGCGGACCACAACCAGGAAGAGCCACCCAGUCCAUCCACAAAACUCAGUCCCGGAAACCGAGUUGUUGUCCCGCCAUCGGCUGAAGAGCCUCAUAAACCCUUUCAACGUUGGCGAAAGGAGGCGUCAGCAUGCAGAUAUCUUCCCAGACACAGUCAAAAGAUACCGCGACAACAAGCAAAAUUGUUGGCUUCGCUUUUGGACUCCGGAGACAGUUGGCAGCCACCUCUUGUUGGUCGCACACAGAGGCCAGGAGAAGUGCCUCUACCCCUCCUCGUACAACUCUCGGACGCUGCAGAUAAACACGCGAGCGAUCCCGCACUGCGCUCGAAGAAUGUAGAGCCUGAGAUUUCACAAGAUCCAUGUCCAAGUCAAGAUGGACAAGAUCAAGCGCCGAAAUCAGCCCAUCCCAGCGAGGGGAAUGAGAGCGAUUCCGAGGAAUUUGCCGAGUGGUCUCAGAGCCCCCCAACGCAACAGCGUCGAGCGACUAGAUUACCUUCGAGCAGUCCUCCUCCAGACCUGACGACGCGACAGAAACGAACUUUACACCUCGCUGAUAGUGGAGAAAAAGAAGAGAUCGGAAUGUCAAGUCUCCAGGAACCGUCACUCAGUAGCUCCGCCAGUCAGGAACGGGGUCUUGAAGCUCAAUCAAUGUUACAUGAUCAUAGGCCUCUCUUUUUGGGACCAGGUUCACAUCGGAAUGCCGGUCCAAGAUCUUCGGCCGAGGAGGCACCACAUUCUCCCCAAUUCCAGCAUACUGAUCUGAGUAACAAGAGCUCGUCCCAAGAGGACACGCCUUCCAUGGUUGCAGAGCUAUCAGAUGGCUCCAGUUCAAAGAAAAUACAAGUCACGAGGACGCCAUACAGCAGCAAAGGCUCAAAUUUGCCCAAGCUCCUUGCUUCGCGAAUCACUUCGAUCGUUUCCAAGAAAGGGGUCGAUGAUGGAAAUCCUACUUCGACUUUCGUCCCCGGAACCUACUUUGAAUCAAGCUCAGGAGUUGUUACUGCGAUCGGAACUGCAGAACGAAGCAUCGAGGCCGCACCGACGGGUGCGAGCUCAAAUCCAACCCCGGACUCGGAUCAAAAUAGCCUCCUGAUAGCAAACUUUGAACCACAAGUGGUUGACGUGAGGAAGCUGGAAGAUGCCAACCUAGGCAAGGCCUCGAGUCCUAACCGCAAUGCCAACUUGGACAAUACACUUUCUUCAAGCGCGAGCUCGCAAAGAAAGAUGGAGGCUCGUCCUGACCAGCGAGAUCUGCCGAAUUCCCGUGGUGAUAGCGACGGCCCUGGCUCUCGACUCUGUAGCUCUGAGACGACGGGAGAAAAGGUUCUUGACGCCGACAUGGCCGCUGGAGGACAAGACUGUGACAUUGUGGCAGGAAACAGCCCAGGAUCGCCCGAAAAAGCUGCUCCUGGAAAUAGUGAAAAGGCUCGUGGAGAGGGCAUGACUGAGACUCGCGAGGUGAUUUCUAUAUCAGCAAAACGAAAACGAACAAAUUCGGGAAGCGGUGACGUUCCGACCAAAAAGCAGCGGCAAGAGCAGGAAGUCACGAACCCCGAUCCUGAAAACGUAGCGGUUACCAAGAGAACGGUAGAAUAUCGCGAGCAGCGACUACCGCAGGUUGACAGGCUCGAGGACUCUUUACGACGUCCUAUUUCCCCGCCUCCAAUAGCAACGGGUCGCACCAGCGAGGUUCCAGUGUGUGAGGAAAGGAGGCAGCGUCGCCUGGAGACCUCACGGACGAUGGAUAACCCCAAAGCGUCAACACGACAUUCUCACCCGUCAUCGAUGGCAGACGACGACAGCAGUAGCGGUCCCAUGCAACCCUCACCAAAGCAGGGGGGACGCCAUCGACAGCUAUUCUAUACAAUCAAUGCACCGAGGCGGUCGUCGACACCGAUCACCCGUCAGUCUAGCUACGGUGAAGUGGACAAUGGCGAAGUCAGAGUCAUGGCGGACGAGCCAGGCGCAGCUGACGGUGUGUUCGCAAGGUAUCGGGCAGCAUACCCGGACUAUCAAGGGAACGCGGACGACUUCCUCAAUUCGUACUGCUUUGUCAAGGAAAUCUGGAUCCGUGAGCCGUGGCCCAAGUCGAUCCAUCCCUCCCAUCUGGACGAUGCAGUCUUCCACCAUUUUCAUAGUUACCAGCCGUAUGUAAGGACUGUAGGCACCGCAGCUGUGGGAUUUGUUGAGUUCUUCCAUGGCUUCAUUGAAGACCCCAGCCACCACAAAAGGAUUAUCAGACCUUCUACGCUCGAAAGGCUUCCAAGUCGAGAAGGAACACUACGAAGGUCGACUCUCGAUGAGGUCUCGAUACAUCAGCGAAGCCACAUUUUGGCGGGCGCCCCGGUUCCGUCAAUCGAGACAGCAAAAGUAUUGACGGGAAAAGAAACGAUUGCUCGACAGCAACGGCGGGUUAAGUGUCUCCCCGAAGCUGGAGAGCAGGCUGUCGAAGACCGCAUUGACUCCAUCGAAAGAUGGCGUGAAGAGGCUGCUCACACCGCAUCGCCCGGAUUAGGAACGCCAGACGUUGAGAGGAGUCUUUGGCAACGGACGGCACUCAAGAACGAGUCUCCAGAGCCAGCGAUGAAGACGUCUGUACCUACCACCACGCCCGAACCGCGGAAGCCCCCUGAACUAUCAGCAGACCUAUUUGUCAAUCCACAAAAGCCUGUGGCCGAAGCCAGACCAGAAUCGGUGACAGCUAAUACGACCAGGAGCUCGUCGGUCCGGGUAAAGAAGCGAGCCUCAACACGGAGAUUUUGGAGAGGGACAAGCACGGCCUUUACGACGUUCGAACAGCAGUAUGCGAGGUUGGCUGGUGAGAAGAAGGGCUGGGCUUCGACCGAGACUGUCGGUGGUUCGUCGUCGGGGCAGAACAGGAAGAAGCAGGGCAGUGAUGUCAGCGUUGUGGUUUGUUCGGGGAGAUAGAAGCAGCACAAUGGACUACAGGUGUACCUCGUGUAAAUGAUUGAGCGUUCCAGCCUGUGAACGUACUCGAAACAGC